Molecule: messenger RNA, 1915 nt
Organism: Vigna unguiculata (cowpea)
Lineage: Eukaryota; Viridiplantae; Streptophyta; Magnoliopsida; Fabales; Fabaceae
Product: EH domain-containing protein 1-like
Biological process (GO): endocytosis; endosomal transport
Cellular component (GO): cytoplasm; plasma membrane
Molecular function (GO): GTP binding; calcium ion binding; protein binding
Source: RefSeq, a predicted model, not a curated record
CAACACCAAUGGGAUAACCAUUCCUCUGCAAGCAUCUGAGACCCUCUUCAUAUCUCACACAAAAUCAUAAGAAUCAAUUUUCUAAAUUGUUCUUAUCAUGGAACUUGCAAUUGUACCAGUCGAUUCAAGUUUCAAAGAUAAUCAAACCCUAUAUGAAGAGUGGUUCAAUUUUGCAGAUGCAGAUGGAGAUGGUCGUUUCACAGGAACCGAAGCCCUCAAGUUUUUUGCUUUCUCAAACUUGUCACGACAAGAACUGAAACAGGUAUGGGCCGUUGCAGAUUCAAAACGAGAAGGAUAUUUAGGUUUUAGAGAAUUUGUGAUUGCUAUGCAGCUUGUCUCUUUAGCACAAAGUGGAUACCCAAUAACACAAGAUGUAGUAAAUAGUGAUGCUAUGAGAUAUGUAAAACCACCCACAAUGGAAGGGUUAGAUGCAUUAGUUGCAAAGAAAAGGCGAAAAAAUAAAGAUAAAGAAUUGAGUGUUAUUCCUCAACCAUCAGCUGCAAGUAAUUGGUUUUCUGCCAAGUCAGUAAAAAAGGUUCCUGCUUCUUCAGUAACAUCAGUCAUAGAUGGUUUGAAGAGACUUUACCUUCAAAAGUUGAAGCCUUUAGAAGCUACUUAUCGCUAUAAUGAUUUUGUAUCUCCUGCAUUGACAAAUAGUGACUUUGAUGCCAAACCUAUGAUUCUACUUUUGGGUCAAUAUUCCACUGGAAAAACAACAUUCAUUAAACAUAUGCUAAGAACUAAUUACCCAGGAUCUCAUAUCGGACCAGAGCCAACAACCGAUAGGUUUGUUGUUGUUAUGUCUGGACCUGAUGAAAGAAGCAUUCCUGGCAACACUGUGGCUGUCCAAGCAGACAUGCCAUUCAGUGGUCUUACCACAUUUGGGACAUCAUUUUUGUCCAAAUUUGAGUGUUCUCAAAUGCCUCAUCCUUUAUUGGACUACAUCACAUUUGUUGAUAGCCCUGGAGUUUUAUCUGGAGAAAAACAAAGGACACAAAGACAAUAUGACUUUACUGGUGUAACAUCAUGGUUUGCUGCUAAAUGUGACUUGAUACUUCUUUUGUUUGAUCCUCACAAACUUGACGUUAGUGAUGAGUUCAAACGUGUGAUAUCAUCCCUACGAGGAAAUGAUGACAAAAUUCGAGUGGUCUUAAAUAAGGCAGACCAAGUUGAUCCUCAACAACUAAUGAGAAUAUAUGGUGCAUUAAUGUGGUCACUUGGGAAAGUAUUGAAUGUUCCUGAAGUCAUGCGUGUAUAUAUUGGUUCAUUCAACGAUCAAGAUACGCAUAAUUCUAUCAGUGGUCCACUUGGGAAUGAAUUGUUCCAGAAAGAACAAAAUGACCUUCUAUGUGAUCUAAAAGAUAUACCAAAGAAGGCUUGUGAUCGUAAAAUCAAUGAAUUUGUAAAACGAGCUAGGUCUGCUGUGAUACAUGCUUACAUUGUUAGCCAUUUAAAGAAGCAAAUGCCUUCAAUGAUAGGAAAAGCUAAAGCUCAACAAAGGCUAAUUGAUAAUUUGGAAGAUGAAUUUGUAAAGGUACAAAGGGAGUUUCAUCUACCAGCUGGUGAUUUUCCAGAUGUUGAACAAUUUAGAGAGACUUUGAAGGGUUACAACAUUGACAAGUUUGAGAGAUUGAAUAAAAAAUUGAUUCAAACAGUGGAAGAUAUGCUUGCUUAUGAUAUUCCUAACCUCUUGAAGACAUUCAGAAAUCCAUAUGGUUGAUGAGGGGACAAAAUAAUUUAAACAAAUAUGUGCAGGCCAAUCUUUAUGUAUAUAUAUGAUGCAUAUUAAUAUUCAAAUUAAUAUUAAUAUGCUUUACAAUUUUUGAAAAAAAUAAAUAUUAUACAAUGGCUUCACCAACACACUUGCAUAGAUGCAAGUUUGUAAAAGAUGUACUAACAUGAUGAUUUUAAUGAG